Molecule: messenger RNA, 3014 nt
Organism: Ailuropoda melanoleuca (giant panda)
Lineage: Eukaryota; Metazoa; Chordata; Mammalia; Carnivora; Ursidae
Gene: MEOX1
Product: mesenchyme homeobox 1
Exons: 3
Coding region: 410-1174 (254 amino acids)
Biological process (GO): positive regulation of transcription by RNA polymerase II; somite development
Cellular component (GO): nucleus
Molecular function (GO): RNA polymerase II cis-regulatory region sequence-specific DNA binding; DNA-binding transcription factor activity, RNA polymerase II-specific
Source: RefSeq, a predicted model, not a curated record
UGUCUCCCAGCCCCGGGCCAGCCCUCUGCAGGCAUUUGCUGCGGGCUCCAAGACAAGCGCCCUGGGCUGCGACAGUGAACAUGUUCAGUGUCACCGGCGACAAAUACACGUCCAGGGGACCCCACUAGGCAGGCUGGUGUGUCGGGGGUGGGGGCAGGAAGCCAGGAGUGCAGUCUGACAUAGGUGUGUGCAUGCAUCUGUGUAGCUGGCCACACGUGUGUGUGCUUCAAGGAGAGACUUUAGUUUUGGUUUUCGUUUUGGUCCCUGGGGUGAAUUUUCUGCUGAACAUCUUCCCCUCUUAUUUAUUUAUUUAUACUUUUUUUUUUUUGCAUUUUUAAAAAAUCUGAAUAUAAAAAAGUGUGAGAAUCAAAACUUUGCAAAGACUGAGGCGCGCAGCAGCGGACGGCAGAUGGAUCCCGUGGCCAGCAGCUGCAUGAGGAGCCCCCACCCCCCGGCCCCGGGCUGGGGCUGCCUUCGAAAUCCCCACGCCGAAGGCAGUGGGGCCUCAGGGCUGCCCCACUACCCGCCAACACCGUUCUCCUUCCACCAGAAACCAGACUUCCCGGCGACAGCAGCGGCAGCAUACCCCGACUUCUCGGCCUCCUGCCUGGCAGCCACCCCACACAGCCUUCCCCGGGAGGAGCAUAUCUUCACUGAGCAGCACCCCGCUUUCCCACAGCCCCCCGACUGGAACUUCCCUGUCUCGGAGGCCCGGCGCAGGCUCAACCCGGGCCCAGCUGGGGGCUCCAGGGAGAUGCGGGCCCGCAGCCCAGGCCUGGUGGACACCACGGGAGGCCCCAGCGAGGACUACGAGAUCCUCGGGAGCACGGCCCACGAGACGGAGAAGAGGUCGACCAGACGGAAAAAGGAGAGUUCAGACACACAGGAAAGCCGAGGGAAGCCUGAGGGCGGCAGCAAGGGUCGCAAGGAGAGGACAGCCUUCACCAAGGAGCAGCUGCGGGAGCUCGAGGCAGAGUUUGCUCACCAUAACUACCUGACCCGGCUCCGGAGAUACGAGAUCGCUGUGAACCUGGACCUCUCGGAGCGGCAGGUCAAAGUGUGGUUCCAGAACCGAAGGAUGAAGUGGAAGCGUGUGAAAGGGGGUCAGCCUAUCUCCCCGACUGGGCAGGACCCCGAGGAUGGCGACUCUGCCGCCUCUCCAAGUUCAGAGUGAGAUUCUCCAUGGAGAGAGAAGGACUGAGGACUGAGCCCCCUGCCCAGUUACCCUGACCCCCAAUCCGACCUUCACCUUCUCCCACCCACCCCAGGGCAGCCUCUCCAUGUCUUGCAGUGAUUCUUAAACACAAAGCUUCCAGCAUCCUUGGGAGCCUUGAAGUCUCCCAGAAAGUUCUAUCCAGUUUUGCUCUGUCUCCGCAGCCCCUUCCCCAAGGCCUUUGCUUCCCACAGUUCUCAUGGAAUCCUACAGCAGCCCGACUGGACCCAAGUGGAUCUGGGGAACAGCUCCAGGCACCCUGCUGCUGGGGGUCUCUUGGCUGCUGCCCACCCCUCCUGCUACCACCUCCCUCCGACACCAGCCAGCCCUCCUCCAGGUCUGGACACCACCUGGUCUGCUGGGAGAGGAGCCUUGGGACCAGCUAGUGAGCUGUGAAAGCACGCGCCCCAAAGGAAGGAAAUGACUAGAACACACACACAUCCUAGACCACCCUUCCUUUCUGGGUUCCAUAUUGGAGGCUUUGGGGAGCCUUCAGUGGUCCCCAGACCCCAGGGAGAAGCAGUGUGAGGAGAGUUGAGGACAGAACUUCACUGCGGCCAAUCAGAAACCCAGUCCUUGUCUCCCAGAGCUGUUGGCUGAGUGGGCACGUUUAUAACACUGGCUGGAGGAAGACUGUUGGAAAAACAGCCUGGGGUAGGUGCUCCCCAUACGGGCCUGUUCACACUGGCUUGACUGGGUGGCUGAGAAGGGACCCAGGACCGCACCUGCCUCUUCGGAGUCGAUUCGAGGAUACAGCUGGGACUGCUGAGCCCCAGAGCCACGGAGGAGCUAUUCUUUUUAAAUCCACAGUUUGUGGAUUGAAAACGUAUCCAGAGCCUCCCAUUAUUGAGUCGAGGGCUGGAAAGUGUCCCCCGUGUUCCAACGAUGAAGAGAUCGUACUAGGCCCAGUGAGUGAAGGCCUAGAAGGGUGGAAGCCUGCAGUGGAAGCAUCCUGUGCUUUCGAGGGACCCUGUCUGCAAAUGGGGACAAAAAAGUCAAUCCCUCUUUCUCCAUGGGGUGCACCUGAGCCCUUCCAAUGUGUUCCACGAUUGCUGUUAUGACAGGACGAGCUGCUAAGUGUAUGUAUGGCGACCGCCCAGAUCUUCUGGGGUGACAGUCUGGGACUAAUGGCCAAACAGCUUGGGGUGACCCGAGCCUCGGCAAGAGACCCCCGCCGGCCUCAGUACUCCAUCGCCCCACACGAGCAGGUGUUGCAGAGGGAGGCCAGCAAGAGUUUGGAGCUCUUGAGUGUAGAUUUAAUCGCUCACAUGUAAAAAGAACCCCACCUCCCCAGCCCGAAAGGACAACCGCUCUGAAAAAUGAUUGCCAAGUGACAUGGCUGGUUAGAGCAUGUGUCAUUUUUUUUCUAAAGUGUAUUUCAUAUAUUUUCUUAAGAUUACAUCAAGUUAACAGUGCAAGGUUAAUUCACUUAGUAAGAAAAUUCUUGGAGAAAUAAAAUCAAUAAAAGAGCGUCGUUCCCAGGCCUUUUUCUUUGCAGAGCUAAGCCCCGCGUUCCCUCUGUGUGCGACCCUCUGAUGCUCGUGUAAUGAUCACCCGGGCAAUGUCCAAAAACAACGAAAAAAAAGGGAUGAAAUCAUUUAGACCAAGGCAUCCCCUUUUGGGUUCUUCAAAAUGUGGGGGUGCAAAUGUCAUCAUUGGAAAAACUAUGUUGUUCUCCCUUGCAACUGCAUUGUCCUCGUUUCCCCUUAUAAAAUGCUAGCUGUCAGUUUCCCUAACCUACAGCUUAUCAAAUCAUUGAAGUUCUGUAAACAAAAGAUGAAUUCUUUUGUUAAUAAAGGAA